Messenger RNA from Alternaria novae-zelandiae, 408 nucleotides. RefSeq lists its product as uncharacterized. The record is from RefSeq and is a predicted model, not a curated record. The coding region runs from base 1 to 408 and encodes 135 amino acids. NCBI's taxonomy places the organism in Eukaryota, Fungi, Ascomycota, Dothideomycetes, Pleosporales, Pleosporaceae. The transcript has a single exon.
AUGACGCCCAGCUCACUAGCUGACGAAAGCGUAAAGGAAGAAGGCAUCGAUACAUCAGCGCUCAACAUGAAAAUCGGAUGGGAUGGCGAGAGCUGGGCGACCCAACUGCUCUACGACAACAUCUCGCUCAUCGAAGGUCGAGAAUACAGCACCACGAAAAAGGCCGGCUACGCUCCAAGUUUCCACUGGUUUUGCGAAGAGGCGAGAUUCUUGAGCUGCGAGUUCCACGCUCGUGAACAACUUGCAAUGAUUGCGCCAAACGUUGCCGUUGAAGCGGAGCCGAAGGAGGUGGAAGGUCGCCAGACGCGCGCGAAGAGUGCGGGAACGAAGCAGCGUCGCGUCGUCAAGUUGAGUAUAAGGUACAAGAUGGUUCGUGGCAAGCCGACGCUUACGAAGAAGGCGACUUAA